Penicillium soppii is the source of this 1977-nucleotide messenger RNA. RefSeq names its product Sterol O-acyltransferase ACAT/DAG/ARE. Gene Ontology annotation, biological process: triglyceride biosynthetic process. Gene Ontology annotation, cellular component: endoplasmic reticulum membrane. NCBI's taxonomy places the organism in Eukaryota, Fungi, Ascomycota, Eurotiomycetes, Eurotiales, Aspergillaceae. The coding region runs from base 1 to 1977 and encodes 658 amino acids. Gene Ontology annotation, molecular function: diacylglycerol O-acyltransferase activity. The transcript is spliced from 7 exons. The record is from RefSeq and is a predicted model, not a curated record.
AUGACUUCUCGCACAGAAGCCAUGACUAGCGAGGAAUCGCAGGACAACUCGGCGAACGGGGCUGUUCACGAUGAACCCCGUACUAUUUCGUCAAAGAAACGCAGUAAAUAUCGCCAUGUAGCUGCAUAUCACUCCAAGCUACAACAUUCAAGUCUCAGUCGCGAAGCUGAUGUUUUGCCUAAUUUCCUGGGCUUUCGAAAUCUCAUGGUGCUGGUACUUGUGGCGAUGAACCUGCGACUGAUUAUUGAGAACUUCAUGAAAUAUGGUGUUUUGAUUUGUAUUAAAUGCCAUGACUACCGCAGGCAGGACGUCAUUCUCGGAUCUAUCUUGUUUGCUUCGGUGCCAUGCCAUUUGCUCGUUGCCUACAUCAUCGAACUGUCGGCAGCCACCGCAGCGAAGCAGACAGUGGGCCGCCAGAAGAAGACAGAUGAAGAAAAGGAGCGUGACCAAAAAGACUUUCAAUCAACAUGGCCGUAUACUGCUUUCCUGCACACAUUGAAUGCCACUCUGUGUCUCGCAGUGACCAGCUACGUGGUAUACUUCUACAUUCACCACCCGGGGAUCGGUACAAUCUGCCAACUCCACGCGAUCAUCGUAUGGUUGAAGAAUUGCUCGUAUGCCUUUACAAACCGUGAUCUCCGUCUCGCACUGCUGAAUCCCUCUGCGGACCCGGGUUUGCCUAAUAUCUACUCCACAUGCCCUUACCCGAGCAAUAUUACCAUCAAGAACUUGGGUUAUUUCUGGCUUGCCCCUACACUAGUCUACCAGCCUGUCUACCCACGGACUCCAUCCAUUCGAUGGUCGUUUGUCGCAAAGCGCCUUGCAGAGUUCGUGGGCCUUGCGGUGUUCAUCUGGCUCCUGUCUGCCCAGUAUGCGGCGCCGGUACUGCGGAACUCGAUUGACAAGAUUGCCGUGAUGGACAUUACCUCAAUCCUCGAGCGAGUGAUGAAACUGUCUACCAUUUCACUGGUUAUCUGGCUGGCCGGAUUCUUUGCAUUGUUCCAGGCACUGUUGAAUGCUCUGGCCGAGAUUAUGCAGUUUGGAGAUCGCGAGUUCUACACCGACUGGUGGAACAGCUCCAGUCUGGGUGUGUAUUGGCGAUCGUGGAACCGACCUGUUUACCUUUUCAUGAAGCGACACGUCUUCUCGCCCCUAGUGGGUCGUGGCUGGAGUCCUCUCGCUGCAAGUGGGAUGGUGUUCACGCUGUCUGCUAUUCUUCACGAAAUGCUCGUUGGUAUUCCCACUCAUAACUUCAUUGGUGUUGCAUUCUUGGGGAUGAUGUUCCAGCUACCAUUGAUCAUGCUCACCACGCCUUUUGAAAAAAUGCGCGGACCAUCGGGUAAGGUGAUCGGUAACUGCAUCUUCUGGGUUAGUUUUUGUCUUGUUGGACAGCCGCUUGGAGCUCUCUUGUACUUUUUCGCCUGGCAGGCUAAGUACGGGAGCGUGAGCCGCAUGGCACCUCUUAACGCGACAGUACUUGAGCCACUUAUUGUUCAUCUUAAUCUAAAACAACUUCACAUCAUGGUUGCAUUCAUUGUUCCUGGAAACUACGGCGCCGUCAUUGGCGUCGCUCUCGGCGCCAUUCCCGUCCUGGGAUUCAUUCACGGUUGUAUCACUGGCAGCCUGCGCAAGGAGGCUAAGGUACCCUACCCCCACAGCUAUGCCUCCAUGGAGCAGUGCAAGGAAAAUGCCAAAGCUGAGAAAUUCAACUGCGCUCAGCGCGCCCACACCAACUUUCUCGAGAACGCCUCCCAGACCAUGCUUUUCACCCUGGUCGCUGGUUUGAAGUACCCCGAGUAUGCUGCUGGUCUUGGUGCUCUGUGGGUGUUCUUCCGCGCUCUAUUCCUGUAUGGCUAUGUCUACUCCGGCAAGGCCCAGGGUAAGGGCCGCCUGAUUGGCGGGUUCUUCUGGCUUGUGCAGGGUGCGCUCUGGGGAAUGAGUGUAUUUGGCGUUGGACGGGACUUGCUUUCUUUCUAG